GAUUAAUGAUUGAAUAAUUAAGAAAUUUGAGAAUUUAAUUUUUGAUGUUUUGUAAGAUAGUGUUAGUGAAUUUCAAAUUUAAUUUUUCCGUUGAGCAAAAAUUGAGAUUAGGUCACAUUCAAUGGCUGGCAGACAAAUUAUAAUUUUCAAAAUAAGCGCUAAAAGAAGGGCAUAAAACUAUAAACAAUCGGGUUACGAAAAAAAAAAUUAUUCAAUAUUUCCAUUUUCUAAAUUCAAUUUAGAUUAACAAAUAACAAACUUCAAGGAAUUAUAAAGUACCAUUUAGCAUAUAUACAUUAAGUUAAAUAUGUUUUCUGUACAAAACUUGAAUCAUUCAUUUCACAAUCAACAAGCGAUUCUGUUUCAUCUAACAAACUUAACGCCAAGGAUUAAUAAGAAAUGCAUCAAGCAACAAAAUGCGAGUGAAUAUAAGCCAAGAAAAAAUAAUCAAAUAAAAGAGUCAACUUAUAUCACUUGUAAAAGUGACUUACUCGAAAUCAUCACUAAAGAGUUCAGGGAUUCUAUUGAAUAUAAUAGGAACUUUACAUUCAAUGUUGAUUUAAGCAGGUCUAAUAAAAGUUUGAAUAAAUCUUCGUCUGUCGCUUGGAAACCAGCACAAUAUGUCUCAACUGGAUCAUUUGAAACAAAUAAAAAUAUUUCGUAUUGUAGUGAUAGACAGCAAAGCAACUAUUUUACGAAUGGCAGUCUCAAGAAAAUAAAUAGAUUUGAUUUCACUUUAUUUAAUCUACAAACAAGAUCCUUUAAAACAUACAGAGCAUUAAUAGCCGAAAAUCAUCGAAAUCCUACAAUCUUAAGUCGUCUAAAGGAAGCAUAUAAUCAACCAGCUAGUUCCGGUGUUAAACGACAUGAUACUAUUAAUCAAACGUCACAGACAAAGCAAACAAUUCAGCAUGAAUCUUUAGCAAAGCUCUUAAAUCAAGUUGAAACAAAUCUCACAACUGAACAAAAACAUCAAUUAAAACUGGCGUUUGCUGAAGGAUAUUUGGCUGCGAACCAUCCAGAGAGUUCAGAAAAAGGUGGAAAGGCUAUGAAAUAUCUUAAGAUAAUUCAGCAACUUUUAAUGAUCAUUAUUAUUACUGCGAUCAUGGCGAGUCUUUUUACUUCCAAUAAUGGAUCAGUGUUUAGAAUCCAACUAGGAACAAAUGUUGAGAUCGAUCCAGAAGACAUUUCUGUUUCUUUUGAUGAUGUCAAAGGAUGUGACGAAGCCAAACAAGAGCUCAAAGAAGUGGUCGAGUUUUUGAAGAAUCCUGAAAAGUUUAGCAACUUGGGAGGAAAAUUACCAAAAGGAGUUCUAUUGGUGGGACCUCCUGGAACUGGAAAAACUCUUCUUGCUAGAGCUGUAGCAGGUGAGGCUGGUGUUCCAUUUUUCCAUGCAGCAGGACCAGAAUUUGACGAAGUUUUAGUUGGGCAAGGUGCGAGAAGAGUUCGAGAUUUAUUUAAAGCGGCUAAAGAUCGUGCACCAUGCGUUAUAUUUAUUGACGAAAUCGAUUCUGUUGGAGCUAAAAGAACCAACUCAGUACUUCAUCCUUAUGCGAAUCAAACAAUUAAUCAGCUCCUUUCAGAAAUGGAUGGCUUUCAACAAAAUGAAGGUGUAAUUGUACUUGGCGCCACAAACAGAAGAGAAGACCUAGAUCAAGCAUUGUUACGUCCAGGAAGAUUUGACGUUGAAGUUAACGUUCCUACUCCGGACUUUACUGGACGAAAAGAAAUUAUAACACAUUAUUUAGGAAAGAUUUUGAGUAAGGAUAUAAAUGUGGAUAUGCUGGCAAGAGGUACAACUGGCUUCACUGGAGCAGAUAUUGAAAACAUGGUGAAUCAAGCUGCUUUAAAAGCUGCAAUUGAAGGGGCAGAAGUGGUAUCAAUGCGUCAUCUUGAAAAUGCUCGUGAUAAAGUUCUGAUGGGUCCCGAACGAAAAGCUAGAAUUCCAGAUGAAGAAGCGAACAAAAUUACUGCUUAUCAUGAAGGUGGUCAUGCCAUUGUUGCUUACUAUACAAAGGUUGUUUAUCAAAUGUGUAAUUACUUAUGGAAAUCACAAUUUAUCAUGUUUUCCUUUUUAUUAGGAAUCACAUCCAUUGCAUAAAGUAACGAUAAUGCCGAGAGGUCCUUCAUUGGGCCAUACUGCGUAUAUUCCUGAAAAGGAAAGGUAUCAUAUAACUAAAACACAGCUAAUGGCUAUGCUUGACACUAUGCUUGGUGGAAGAGCUGCAGAAGAACUAAUUUUUGGAGCAGACAAAAUUACAUCCGGUGCUAGUAGUGACUUAAAGCAAGCAACUUCGAUUGCAUCACACAUGGUCAAAGACUGGGGAAUGUCAGAAAAAGUUGGUCUUCGAACAAUUGAAGGUGCAAAAGGUUUACAAGCUUCUGAAAAUCUUUCUUCGACAACAAUUGAAUCUGUUGAUUUUGAAAUUAAGAAAAUUUUAAGUGACAGUUAUGAGCGUGCAAAAGCCAUAUUGAAGACACAUUCAAAAGAGCAUAAAGCUCUUGCAGAAGCUUUACUUAAGUAUGAAACACUUGAUGCAGAAGACAUUAAAGCUAUUCUAGCUGGAGAUAAAAUUCCAGAUUCUUCUCACUGAAUACUUUAUAGUUAUAAAAGUUAAAAAUUAAUUUUUUUUGGGCUAAAACUCUAACUUAAAAAUAAAUGUACAGCUUGUUUAACUAAACUUUUAUCACAACUCUUCUGCGUGAAGUAUGAUUUGGAAUCAUUUUUUGAGAACAUUAAAUAAGACAUGUUAUUAGGAUUUUUUUUUGAAGAAUUAAUAAUGA
Molecule: messenger RNA, 2784 nt
Organism: Chironomus riparius
Lineage: Eukaryota; Metazoa; Arthropoda; Insecta; Diptera; Chironomidae
Source: the annotation of a GenBank genome assembly